Carica papaya (papaya) is the source of this 2279-nucleotide messenger RNA. Its product is annotated as beta-glucuronosyltransferase GlcAT14B-like. Gene Ontology annotation, molecular function: glucuronosyltransferase activity. The record is from RefSeq and is a predicted model, not a curated record. Gene Ontology annotation, cellular component: membrane. NCBI's taxonomy places the organism in Eukaryota, Viridiplantae, Streptophyta, Magnoliopsida, Brassicales, Caricaceae.
GCCAAAAAGCUUAGUUCGAUCAUCAACUUCCAUUAGGUAAAAUCCUCUAGAACUUCUCGCUAUUUUGAAGCAGUCAACAAUGGAGUUUUUAGCUUUACCUUUCUUCCACUCUGUAACUCUUUAUUGACAUUCUGAAACUAAGUAAGCAUCUCUGUUUAUCAUCUUCCCUUUCGCUAUCUUCAACUCUUUUUGUUCUCUUUUUCCUUACCUCUGUCUUUUUCUAUAUUUAAAACUCUCUUCUUUUUUACGCAUGUGAAACUUAGACUCUAAGCAUAUCUUCACUAAAGCUCUCUUCUUUAUUCUCUAUACCCUACCCCCCUUUUUUUUUUUUCUGAGUUAUUACUGGUUAGAUCUAGGGCAGUUUAGAGUAAAGUUCGUUUUUUUCUCCCUCUUUUGUCGGAUUUGUUUAAUUUCGUAUGUUACAUUCUUAAUCCGCUCUAAAUACUUCUCCGUUUCAGCUUUUAAGAUAGCGAUUUGGGCAAGUUUCCAUUUUAAUUGCAAACCUAUUAUAUUGGAUUUAUACAUACAGUUAGAAAGGUUUCAGCUUUAAAUACUUUACUGCUCUCUGUUAUCCUCUUUUAACUCGAAAGAUUACUAGGGUUUUUUGCUCUGAUUUUGAGCAUUUCUGGUUUGAUUCUAGGUGAUUGUUCAGCUUAAAUUUUGGUAGUCAGAAUGAGAAAACUAUAUAGGAAAUUAGGGUUUAUUAAAUACCCAUUUACAAGUAUGAGGAAGAAUGUAAAUGUUCACUCAGGAAGGGUGUUUAGUGAUAGAAAAUGGAUAAUCCCAUUUUAUACAAGCUUACUCGUGUCCAUUAUUCUGUUAAUGUCAGCCAUUUUUGGUUUGUUUACUGCUCCUUAUGGUGGAGAUCAGUUGCCAUUUGAUAUAAUUUCAUUUGCCCGGUCAGAGGACUCAAGGGGGUAUUUUGUGGAAUCCGAUAUAAAUCAGUCCUUCAACUUGAGUGAGUUGUUAAAAGUAGGAGCACCUAGACUAGCAUAUUUGAUUUCAGGGACGAAGGGUGAUAGUCAAAGAAUGAUGAGGACUUUGCUGGCCGUGUAUCAUCCUAGAAAUCAGUACAUUCUGCAUUUGGAUCUCGAGGCUCCGCCUCGUGAAAGACUGGAAUUGGCAAUGUCUGUGAAGAAUGAACCUAUUUUCCGAGAAGUGGAAAAUGUUCGAGUAAUGGCACAGUCUAAUUUGGUGACUUAUAAGGGUCCUACUAUGAUUGCUUGUACACUUCAAGCGAUUGCAAUUUUGUUGAAGGAGAGCUUGGAUUGGGACUGGUUUUUAAACCUCAGUGCAUCGGAUUACCCUCUAGUGACACAAGAUGAUUUUUUAUAUGCAUUGUCAAAUGUGUCGAGAAAUUUUAACUUCAUUGAACAUUCUCAGAUCACAGGGUGGAAACUAAACCAGAGGGCAAAACCAAUCAUUAUUGACCCUGGACUAUACUUAUCGAAGAAAUCUGACAUUGCUGUUACUACUCAGCGAAGAUCACUUCCGACAUCUUUCAAGUUGUUUACAGGUUCAGCAUGGAUAAUGCUGACACGAUCCUUUCUUGAGUAUUGUAUAUGGGGAUGGGAUAACCUCCCGCGUACUAUCCUAAUGUAUUAUGCGAACUUCAUUUCCUCUCCAGAAGGUUAUUUUCACACUGUUAUUUGCAACAAUGAGGUAUUCCGAAGCACUGCAGUGAGCCACGAUCUUCAUUACAUUGCUUGGGAUAAUCCUCCAAAGCAACACCCAAUCUCUUUGUCAAUGAAAGAUUUUGACAAGAUGGUGAAAAGCAAGGCUCCAUUUGCUCGGAAAUUCCGCAAGGAUGACCCAGUAUUGGACAAAAUUGAUAAAGAGCUUCUUGGCAGGACAGAUGGGUUUGCACCUGGAGCGUGGUGCAUUGGGAGCUCCGAAAACGGGGCGGAUCCCUGCUCCAUUCGCGGCGAUGAUUCAGUGUUUAGACCAGGUCCUGGCGCUGAGAGAUUGAGAGAUCUGUUUCAGACGCUGUUAUCCAAAGAUGUUCUGAAAAGGCAAUGUUCAUGAUGAAGUUAAAGAGUUGGGUAAUAUCGUCUACAAUUGUAUAUUGGUAUAUCCAUAGAUCAUUCACUUACUAUAAUGUUGCAGAAAAUCUGGUCUGGUGUAGAUAAUGGGGACCAAACAUUUAUAAACAUUGGAGAGAAGAUGGAUUUUAUUUUUCCUUUUCACAGGUCACAGAGAGAGAUGAUGUAUGAACAACAUUCGUUUCUUUUUAAGGUCUUAUCCAAUUCAAUGCAUACCUAUGGUGAAUUCCGCGUGUA